This is a messenger RNA of Beta vulgaris subsp. vulgaris (sugar beet), 1617 nucleotides long. RefSeq lists its product as uncharacterized. The record is from RefSeq and is a predicted model, not a curated record. Bases 1 to 1617 code for a protein of 538 amino acids. Gene Ontology annotation, molecular function: nucleic acid binding; RNA-DNA hybrid ribonuclease activity. The transcript has a single exon. Lineage: Eukaryota; Viridiplantae; Streptophyta; Magnoliopsida; Caryophyllales; Amaranthaceae.
AUGGGGGGACUGAAUAUUGGUAGCAUUCGAAAUAAAAACACAUCCCUGCUUUUCAAAUGGAUAUGGAGGCUGCUCCAUGACCCGGAUGCUCUAUGGCAGAAGGUGAUAAAAAACAAAUAUGGGUACACUAACGGUCUAACGGCCCAUGACCUGUGCAUUCCAUCUGGAAGCGGCCCAUGGAGAUUCAUAUGCUCCAGUAUUAUUAAUAACCCUACUGCUGGUGAUUUCCUAAAAUCGAAAAUAAGGAAAGCCAUUGGGAAUGGAAAAAACACCCUCUUCUGGCUUGAUAUCUGGGUUGGCAACGUUCCGUUAAAAAAUUGCUUCCCUCGCCUUUUCUCAAUCGCGAAUGAUUCCCAUGCAAGUGUGGCUUCUUGUGGCUCGUGGAAUAGUGGGAAUUGGGUAUGGAAUUUGGAAUGGAGAAGAUCCUUUCGACCAAGGGAUGAGGUUGAGUGGUCCAGUUUGCAGGUUCUCUUAAAAAGUGUAUGCUUAUCACAAGAAUCCGAGGAUUCCUUGAUUUGGACCCCACAUAAACUGGGCAUGUUCACUGUCAAAUCUUGCUCCUUGGAGCUAUCCAAACCAUCACCUCAGCUUCAUUCGAAGGUGAUAAACUGGAAAAGAAUGUGGAAAGGCCUAAUCCCACCGAGAGUAGAAGUGUUUACAUGGCUUGCACUAUUGGGGAAAAUAAGUUCAAAGAUGAAACUUGCCUCCAUGAACAUAAUUCCCUCCACUGAGGUGUAUUGCAUUUUUUGCUCAGAAUACCCGGAAUCCUCGGAACAUCUUCUUCUGCACUGCGCUUUCUCUCGCGAUUUAUGGAUGUGGUGGAUAAAUAUCUGGGAGAUAAAAUGGGUCUUCCCUCAAAAAUUACACGAGGCGUUUGAGCAGUGGAGUUGUGUCGAGAAAAAUCCAAAUUUCAAGAAGAUUUGGUGUGCAAUUUUUUCCAUCAUCAUAUGGACAAUUUGGAAGGAAAGAAAUGCUAGAGUGUUCAAAAACAUCUCAUGUUCCCUUGCUCAACUUCAGGAUUUGAUUUUAACUAGACUUAUGUGGUGGAUGAAAGGGUGGGGAGGUGAGUUCCCAUACUCGAUGGAUGAUGUUCUCCGUCAUCCGAAGUGCCUAUCUUGGCAACCCAGCUCAUUAGCCCUUGGCCCAAAAAAGCUAAAUCCAGACCAUGGUGUGUGGUUUCCCCCAAUGUCAGGCAGCCUAAAAUGGAAUGUUGAUGCCUCGGUCUCGGCAGGUGGUGUGAAGUCAGCCAUCGGAGGUGUUCUCAGGAAUUGUCAAGGUAAUUUUGUUUGUAUUUUCUCUUGCCCUAUUCCACCGAUAGAGAUAAAUUCUGCAGAAGUUUUGGCAAUAUUUCGGGCUAUCCAAAUAUGCAAAACCUUCGAUCAUCUAGCCCAUCAUCCCAUGACUGUAGAAUCGGACUCCAGAAAUGCUGUGGAGUGGUGUAACGAUCUCAACAGGGGCCCCUGGAAUCUAAAUUUCCAAUUAAACAGCAUUCGCAAUGCUAGAUCACUUUGGCCGGAAUUAUGCAUUGUUCACAGGAAGAGAGACUCAAAUAUGGUUGCAGAUGCUCUUGCCAAGCAAGGUUUAACAAGAGACGACGAAUUCUUGGCGUGGUUGUAG